Messenger RNA from Magallana angulata, 2815 nucleotides. Its product is annotated as tripartite motif-containing protein 2-like. Gene Ontology annotation, molecular function: ubiquitin protein ligase activity; protein binding; zinc ion binding. Gene Ontology annotation, biological process: protein polyubiquitination; proteasome-mediated ubiquitin-dependent protein catabolic process. The transcript is spliced from 2 exons. The coding region runs from base 83 to 1738 and encodes 551 amino acids. NCBI's taxonomy places the organism in Eukaryota, Metazoa, Mollusca, Bivalvia, Ostreida, Ostreidae. The record is from RefSeq and is a predicted model, not a curated record.
AUCCGUUUGCGCAAACCUGAAAAUAUAAACAGAAUACCGCUUUGCACAGAACCAGUUCUUUUCUGAUUGAAUAUAACCGACUAUGGAUGAUUGCACCAGUACCCUGGACGAAACCCGAUGUGAAAUUUGUAAGAGCGCUAAAGUACAGAGCUAUUGUGAUUUUUGUCAUGUCAACCUUUGCAAUCCAUGCACAGGAGAACAUAUAUUAGAUAAAUAUGACAAGCAUAAGGUUGUCCCUUUUCACCGACGACAAUCUUCCUUGAUUUUUCCAAAGUGUGGUACACAUCAAAAUAGAACUUGUAAAUUUCAAUGCAAAAAUUGUAUAUUCUUUGUAUGCUCGUUUUGUAUAGCAUCUAAAGAACACGGAGAACAUGAUUUAAUUGAGCUUACCAAAGUUUAUGAGACAAAGAAAGAGAAUAUUGUAAAGGAUACAUAUGAUUUGGAAAAUGUUCUAAAACCAACUUACUGUGAACUUGCUCUGGAUUUGGAAAACAAGAUUGCCAACUUGAAUGUAUUUUACGAGAACAUUGCGACAACAAUUUUAGAACAUGGAGAAGAGUGGCACAAAGAAAUUGACAACCUUAUAAGCAAGCUUAAUAGUGAAAUUACCAGUAUGAAAUCAAACCAUCUUGAAAUUUUGCAAAAAGAAUUAUGCGAUAUUAUUGAAACAAAAUCUUCAAUUGAAAGAACUGCUGAAUCCUUGAAGAAAAUUCAGGAAUCCAGCGAAAUAUCACAAAUAAUUGAAUACAGCUAUGAUAACAAAGAAUUCAGCCAACUUCCAUCACUAGUUAAUGUAUUGUUGCCAACAUUCAGCCCAAAACCAAUAGAACAAGAUAAGCUGCACAAUUGCUUUGGGGAUAUCACUCAAUUGUCAGUAGAAGAAACCGCCUCUUCCCCUGUUGAAUCAAGCACUUCAGAGGAGGUAUUGUUACAUGACUUUGAGCUUGUUGACACAAUAAAAUCUGGUUACGACAGAAUACACAGCGUUUCGUAUGAGAAUGAAGAAAAAUUAUGGAUGAGUGGACAAACAGGCGAAAUUAAAUGCUACACCAUGGAAGGUGUACUUCUCCGAGAAAUUAAAACAGAAUUAAAUGUAGUUCCUGAUAAUAUAAUUGUUGAUAGUUUUUCGGUUCUAAUGUACUCUGACCCGAGAACAUAUACAGUUUAUAAAGUAGAAAAUGACAAAAGUGUGGCGGUAAUCGAAGUUCAGGAAUGGAUACCUAGUUACCUAUGUGUAACCGCUACUCCUGGUAAUCUUCUUGUUACCAUGUACAGAUAUGAUAGAACAGAAGCUAAAGUUGUUCGUUACUCGGGAUCUAUAGAAAAUCAAACAAUUCAAUUUAAUGAAGAGGGUAAAGCUCUGUAUUCAUUGAAUGAUAAAGUGAAAUACAUAACUGAGAACAGAAAUCAAGAUAUCUGUGUGGCCGACUUUGGGGCUAAAGCAGUUGUGGUGGUAAAUCAUGAUGGGAAGUUUCGAUUUCGGUUUACAAGACAUCGUUCAGCUUCCCGCAGCAGACGCUUCACCCCAUCUGGUAUUGCUACAGACAGCCAUGGUCGCAUCCUAACAUCUGAUUAUAAUAACCAUUGUAUCCACAUUAUUGAUCAGAAUGGACAGUUUCUUAGUUGCAUUGAUAAUUGUGAUCUGGAGUUUCCAUGUGGUUUAUGUGUGAACAAUGAUGGUGAUUUGUUUGUGUGUGAGCACAAAAGAGGAAAUGUAAAGAAAAUCAAAUACUCUUGAUAUAAAUAAUUUACUCGAUCGAAGUCAACAUACAUUUUCUUAGAACAGUACUGUAUAAGAAUGAUAAUAAUAAAAUUUUUAUAUUAAAUAUUUUAAGUAAAUAGUCUUUGCAUUGAUAUGAAUUCAUCUGAUAAAAAUUCUGUCGUUCACCAAGAGAGUGCCAUAUUUUUAAAAUAGGUUUUAAAAUACAUCCAUUAGUACCAGAUAUUUUUGUCUGUGUCUAUGGAGGUACAUUAAAGCUAUAAUUGUAAUGAAAAAAGAUGUCUGCCAUUUAACCCAGAUUGUUUGAAGUUGCCAUUAUUUUUUUCUCGAUGAAAAUAUAAUGUCAAUGUGCCUCCAUAGACAAAAGAGUUCUACGAAUAGACUAAAUAUUCGUGUUCUAUAAAAGAUUCUAUGCCGAAUGAUUAAAAAAAAUGUACCUUAUUUUGAGACAAAGUUACCUCAAUAAUAUGUAAGAUUCAAACUUUUCCUCAACAAAUGGUUGUAGAUAAGACACCAUCGAACCCCUCUAUUAUUUUCUCAGAUUUUUAAAUCUUCAAAAAAAGUUUGCAGCUGCGCAGUUUUACAGCUGUUCUAAGUGAUUGAUAAGUAUUGCUUUGUUCUUAAAUGCGUACUUUACAUACAAAACAACUUGCAGAAGCUCAUAUUUAUUGCCGUUUUAACUUUUGACAACCGUUGUGGACAGUUUUGAGCAGAAACAAAUCAGUUCAAAUUUUUUUUUUACAUUUUUAUUUUCAAAUGUACAAUAUGACCGCAAAUUCCCCAUUUGCCAAAGAAAAAUGUUUAUUGCUAUAAUACGUUCUCCACUGAAUACGAUUUAUUGAACUUAAAUAUUAAAAGGGGACGAAUACCAAAUAUUAAAGAUAUAAGAAUCAUUAACAAUAUAUAAAACAUCUAAACAAUGUCGCUAUCUUUCUAUAUUUUUCAUGAAAGUUAUUUUAUGCACCAAAAUAUAUUCUGAUGAUAUGUGAAUGUGUAUAUGUUUUUGUUGUUGAUAUGUCCAUUUCAUAUUUUCUUUCCCGAUUCGAAAAAAGGAUGUUUUGUUCUCAAAAAGCACGCAACGUCCAAUAAAUGAUA